AGGGCCAGGCUAAGGAGGAGAAGUUCUCCGCUCGGCAGCCCCCACCUGAGCGCUUUACACUUUCGUCCUCCUCAGCUCAAGAUGGUGGCCUCCCGAGCUAUCGGCAGCCUCGGCCGCGCCACUGCCUCCCGGAUGUUCCGCUGCCCAGGUUAUAUAUGCCGCAACUUUACAGGGUCCUCUGCUCUGAGAUCUAGAACCCAUAUUAACUUUGGAGUCAAAGGGGAUGUGGCUGUUGUUCGACUUAACUCGCCCAAUUCAAAGGUAAAUACACUGAAUAAAGAACUACAAUCAGAAUUCAUGGAAGUAAUGAAUGAAAUCUGGGCUAGUGAUCAAAUCAGAAGUGCUGUCCUUAUCUCUACGAAGCCAGGCUGCUUUAUUGCAGGUGCUGACAUCAACAUGAUAGCUUCUUGUAAGUCCCAUGAAGAGGUAACACGAAUAUCACAGGAAGGACAGAGAAUGUUUGAGAAACUUGAGAAGUCCACAAAGCCUAUUGUGGCUGCCAUCAGUGGAGCCUGCUUAGGAGGAGGACUUGAGCUUGCCAUUUCCUGCCAAUAUAGAAUAGCAACCAAAGAUAGAAAAACAGUAUUAGGUGCCCCUGAAGUCUUGCUGGGGAUCUUACCAGGAGCAGGAGGCACACAAAGGCUGCCCAAAAUGGUGGGUCUGCCUGCCGCUUUUGACAUGAUGUUGACUGGUAGAAACAUUCGUGCAGACAGAGCAAAGAGAAUGGGACUGGUUGACCAAUUAGUGGAACCCCUGGGACCAGGAUUAAAACCUCCAGAGGAACGGACAAUUGAAUACUUAGAGGAAGUUGCAGUUAAUUUUGCCAAAGGACUAUCUGAUAAGAAAAUCUCUAUAAAGAGAGACAAGGGAUUAGUAGAAAAAUUGACGUCAUAUGCCCUAAGUAUUCCUUUUGUCAGACAACAGGUUUACAAAAAGGUGGAAGAAAAAGUACGAAAACAGACCAAAGGCCUUUAUCCUGCACCUCUGAAAAUAAUCGAUGUGGUAAAGACUGGAAUUGAACAAGGGAACGAUGCUGGCUAUCUCUCUGAAUCUCAGAAAUUUGGAGAGCUUGCAAUGACCAAAGAAUCAAAGGCGUUGGUGGGACUUUAUCAUGGUCAGGUCCUGUGUAAGAAGAAUAAAUUUGGAGCUCCGCAGAAAGAAGUAAAGGACCUAGCCAUUCUUGGUGCAGGGCUGAUGGGAGCCGGCAUUGCCCAGGUCUCUGUGGAUAAGGGCCUGAAGACCAUACUUAAAGAUGCUACGCUAACCGGGCUGGGCCGAGGACAGCAGCAGGUGUUCAAAGGAUUGAAUGAUAAAGUGAAGAAGAAAGCUCUAACAUCAUUUGAAAGGGACUCCAUUUUUAGCAACUUGACUGGGCAGCUCGAUUACCAAGGUUUUGAAAAGGCUGACAUGGUGAUUGAAGCUGUUUUUGAGGACCUAAGUCUUAAGCACAGAGUGCUAAAAGAAGUGGAAGCAGUGAUUCCAGGUCACUGUGUCUUUGCCAGUAACACAUCUGCUCUCCCAAUCAAUGAAAUUGCUGCUGCCAGCAAAAGACCUGAGAAGGUGAUUGGCAUGCACUACUUCUCUCCUGUGGACAAGAUGCAGCUGCUGGAGAUUAUUACAACAGAUAAAACGUCUAAGGACACCACUGCUUCAGCGGUAGCUGUUGGGCUCAAGCAGGGGAAGGUCAUCAUUGUGGUGAAAGAUGGACCUGGCUUCUAUACCACUAGGUGCCUUGCACCCAUGAUGUCUGAAGUCCUCAGAAUCCUCCAGGAAGGAGUUGAGCCUAAGAAGCUGGAUUCCCUUACCACAAGCUUUGGCUUUCCUGUGGGUGCUGCCACACUGGUCGAUGAAGUUGGUGUGGAUGUAGCAAAACAUGUAUCAGAAGAUCUGGGCAAAGCCUUUGGGGAACGGUUUGAAGGUGGAAACAUAGAACUGCUGAAGGAGAUGGUGUCCAGGGGCUUCCUGGGUCGCAAGUCUGGGAAAGGCUUUUACAUCUACCAGGAGGGUGUGAAGACUAAGAAUGUGAAUUCUGACAUGGAUGGUAUUUUGGCAAGUCUGAAGGUGCCCCCUAAGUAUGGCGUCUCCUCGGAUGAAGACAUCCAGUACCGCCUGGUGACAAGAUUUGUGAAUGAGGCCAUCAUGUGCCUGCAGGAAGGGAUCUUGGCCACACCCACAGAGGGAGACAUUGGAGCGGUGUUUGGGCUUGGCUUUCCCCCAUGUCUUGGAGGGCCCUUCCGCUUUGUGGAUCUGUAUGGUGCUCAGAAGAUAGUGGACCGGCUCAGGAAGUUUGAGGCUGCCUAUGGAAAACAGUUCACCCCAUGUCAGCUGCUCAUUGACCACGCGAACAGUGCUAACAAGUUCUAUCAGUGAGCAGGCCCUCACCCUGCUCGCUAGACUAGCACACUAACCCAGCUGCCCGUGGUGCUGGUUCUCCAGCAGAGUGGCAUGUGGCGUCUAGAUUUAUCAGAGUAACCAGAAGGAAACAAACUCUGGCAUUGGGUGUGCACCCUGAUUAAAGUGCCUUCAGCUAUGACAGUUGCUCCCUUCUGCUGAAGUCUGGCUGUGAAUUAGUUUGCACUUCAUUAGAAGGAGGAACCACUUCCUGCUCAUGAACCCGUAAGUCCUGACACCCAAAUUGGCAGUAUCUCCAGAACCAUCUUGCUGCCUGCUCCUCUAGGGCCAGUGGUGACAGGGCAGUUCUGCACCCAGCCAAAUAUAUAACAAUAAAAACCAAACAAUUGUCAGCCUC
Nyctereutes procyonoides (raccoon dog) is the source of this 2749-nucleotide messenger RNA. It is a transcript of the gene HADHA, whose product is annotated as hydroxyacyl-CoA dehydrogenase trifunctional multienzyme complex subunit alpha. Lineage: Eukaryota; Metazoa; Chordata; Mammalia; Carnivora; Canidae. The record is from RefSeq and is a predicted model, not a curated record. The transcript has 20 exons. Gene Ontology annotation, molecular function: long-chain (3S)-3-hydroxyacyl-CoA dehydrogenase (NAD+) activity; NAD+ binding; enoyl-CoA hydratase activity. Bases 82 to 2370 code for a protein of 762 amino acids. Gene Ontology annotation, cellular component: mitochondrial fatty acid beta-oxidation multienzyme complex; mitochondrion. Gene Ontology annotation, biological process: fatty acid beta-oxidation.